Molecule: messenger RNA, 536 nt
Organism: Penaeus indicus
Lineage: Eukaryota; Metazoa; Arthropoda; Malacostraca; Decapoda; Penaeidae
Product: venom protein 302-like
Exons: 4
Coding region: 105-359 (84 amino acids)
Cellular component (GO): extracellular region
Source: RefSeq, a predicted model, not a curated record
AAAAAAAAGAAAAAAAAAACUGACCUUGACUGUGGAAUAAGUACCGUGAGGCGGCGAGGAAGCCAAGCCAGUCGUGCAACAGCCGCCGUACAGACACCACCACCAUGCGCGCCUCUCUCGUCCUCCUCGCUGGCGUCGUCCUCCUCGCCCUCCUGUGCGGGACCGAAGCUCACAAGUGCGAGGAUUGCAGCACUGUCUCCUGCCCGAGCACAGCCGACUGCAUCCACGGCACCGAGCGCGAACAUUGCAACUGCUGCGACGUCUGCCGGAGGGCUGCCGGCGAGAAAUGUGACGGUCACGAGCACAUGGACGGCAUUUGCAUAAGCCCACUCAAAUGCAAGAAAAACGUUUGUACUUAGAACUACGCUGUUGAUCCUUGGUUACACUAAAAAGAAUGAUGAAAAAGGAGUGGAAAUAAUUCAGUGCUGAAUCCUACUUCUCAGCAUCUCAAUGAAGAAUGAAAUGCCUUGUUGUGAAAAACAAAAUGGAAAAAAUGCAUCCUGUACACUGAAAUACAAGAAUGACGUAGAUGGCAA